Molecule: messenger RNA, 1755 nt
Organism: Elgaria multicarinata webbii
Lineage: Eukaryota; Metazoa; Chordata; Lepidosauria; Squamata; Anguidae
Gene: PUS3
Product: pseudouridine synthase 3
Exons: 5
Coding region: 163-1611 (482 amino acids)
Biological process (GO): mRNA pseudouridine synthesis; tRNA pseudouridine synthesis
Cellular component (GO): cytoplasm; nucleus
Molecular function (GO): pseudouridine synthase activity; RNA binding
Source: RefSeq, a predicted model, not a curated record
CGGAGCCGUCGUGUGUUCGCGCUCACCUCCUUUCCCCCUUCUACAUGCAACUGUUGCUGCUGCGGCAGCGGUAGGAGCGAGAGGAUCGCGCCACGUGUUUGAGAGUAACCCGGAAGUAAGUACCACUGUGUUCGAUGGGGCUUACUCGCCGGAAUUCUCACCAUGGCCAAAGAUGGGGAAGAAAGAGAGAAGCUACUGAAGAGGAUCCAGGAGCUGGAAGACACUGUGCAAAGGCUGGAAGAAAGGCUCCAGGAGCAUAAGGAACCCAUGGGCACAGAAGGCAGCCAUCCAGCAUCUGGAAAAACUAAGCAACGCCAGCAGCGGCCAUUUGAUUUUAGUGCUUACGGCCGGAGACAUGUGGCUCUAAAGAUAGCCUACCUGGGCUGGGGAUACCAGGGCUUUGCCAGCCAGGAGAAUACCAACAAUACUAUUGAAGAGAAGCUGUUUGAGGCUCUUGGCAAAACCCGGCUAGUAGAUAGUAGGCAGGCUUCCAACUACCACCGCUGCGGGCGCACUGACAAGGGAGUCAGUGCCUUUGGACAGGUGAUCUCCCUGGAUCUACGCUCAAACCUCUCAGAGGACGGACCUGAGGGUACCACAAAAGAUAAACCAACUAAAACCGCAGAGGAGAUCCGCUACACCCACAUCUUGAAUCAGGUUCUCCCUCCUGAUAUACGUGCACUGGCUUGGGCCCCAGUAGAACCCUGUUUCAGUGCUAGAUUUAGUUGCCUGAAGAGGACCUAUCGCUACUUUUUCCCCCAUGCGGAUCUGGAUGUAUCUCUCAUGAAUACUGCAGCUCAGAAGUUUGUGGGGACACAUGAUUUUCGUAAUCUGUGCAAGAUGGACGUAGCCAAUGGUGUGACUAAUUUUCAAAGGACAAUUCUUACUGCAGAGGUGCAGCUUGUGGAUAGAGAAGAGGAGACUGAGCAACAAAACCCAUUCCAAAUGUACCAGUUUGAAGUGACAGGCCAAGCCUUCCUCUAUCACCAGGUCCGCUGCAUGAUGGCUAUCCUCUUCUUGAUUGGACAAAGGAUGGAGAAGCCAGAGAUUAUUGAUGAGCUGCUGGAUAUAGAGAACAACCCUAGAAAACCACAAUACAGUAUGGCUGUGGAAUUUCCUCUGGUUCUCUAUGCUUGUGAGUUUGAAAACAUCCAGUGGAUCUAUGAUCGCAAAGUCCAGGAGUUUAACGUUACUCAUCUACAACAGCUUUGGGCUAACCAUGCAGUUAAAACCCAUAUGCUGUACAGCAUGCUAAAGGGACUAGAUUUUGCCAAGAUACCGAUAGAGACAGGUUCAAGGAACGACACAACAGUUCUCUGGAGAGAGAUAACGCCUCCAUUCCACAAACAGAUUAGUGCUUUAAUUGAAGGCGUGAAAGCGCGCAACUACAAACCGUUAAUGGACCGUCCCAAGUGUGAAGGCUUGGAGUCGCGCAUCAGUCACUUUGUGCGUAGAGGACGCAUUGAACUUUCACACUUAAAAAAAACAAAAUACUCUGAAAUGGAAGCAGGUGAACAGAUGGAAAUUAAGAGUGGCCACAGGGAUACUGCAGAAACAGGCAACGAAGUUCCAGAACAAGCUGCAAAGAGGGUCUGCACAAGUUCCGACUGACAUUUCCAGAUCAUAUCUCACCAUCUCCAAGAAAGCACAAUGAUCUUUUAUCCAAGACUUAUAGGGAUACAAAUUUGACAUUUUUUUUAAUUGCAGCAUCCAUUAAACCUUUUUUUUUUCAUUUAAGAAAUAAACAUUUAGUAA